Molecule: messenger RNA, 864 nt
Organism: Emiliania huxleyi CCMP1516
Lineage: Eukaryota; Haptophyta; Isochrysidales; Noelaerhabdaceae
Exons: 3
Coding region: 67-864 (265 amino acids)
Biological process (GO): L-threonine metabolic process
Molecular function (GO): homoserine kinase activity; ATP binding
Source: RefSeq, a predicted model, not a curated record
UCGAGCGCGCCCGCACUCACGGCCGCUGCUCGUCGCUCUAGCGCCAAAACUGCCGCGCCGCUCGCGAUGGCCACGUCCGCUCGCUCGCGCGCCGUACCGCUGCUCGUCGCUCGGAGAGGAGCGCGAUCGGCCCGCUCCUUUUCGUCCGAGAGCAGCUCGAGCUACUCAAAGCUCACGACUGGCUUCUCCUCCCGCAUCUCCAACGUGCAGGAGAGCUUCUUCUACCCGGUCGACCGCGUCGUGGUCAACGUUCCCGCCACGACGGCCAACCUGGGGCCCGGCUUCGACUCGUUUGGCUUUGCGCUCGACGUCUGGAACCGCGUGAUCGUGCAAAAGUCGGACCGGUUCGAGAUGGUCGUGGAGGGGGAGGGGGAGGGGCGGAUCUCGCUGACCGAGGACAACCUCGUCGUGCAGUGCGUCCGCAAGGUGCUGCACUCGCUCGGCAAGGAGAUGCCUCCGCUGCGGUUCGAGUGCCAGAACGCGGUGCCUCCGACGCGCGGGAUGGGCUCGUCGUCCGCGGCGCUGGUGGCGGGGCUCGCGGCCGGGCUGGCGCUGGGCGGCAAGGACGUGACGACGCCGGCCAACAAGAAGCUGCUGCUGCAGCUCGCCGCAAACGAGGAGGGGCACGCCGACAACGUGGCGCCCGCCAUCUACGGCGGCUUCCAGAUCGCCUUCAACGCCGAGGGCCACUGGAUCACGCAGCGGGUGCACAUCCCCGACGGGCUGCAGUGCGUCCUCUUCAUCCCCGACGACGAGAUGCCGACCACCGAGGCGCGCGCCGUGCUGCCCGCGAAGAUCGACCGCAAGGACGCAAUCUUCAACAUCGCGCGCGCCUCGAUGCUGAUCAACUGCUUCGGGACGUGA